AUGCUGGACUGGCAUGACAAGACGGCCCGGAAGACGGAGGAACGAUCCCCCGUCACUCAAGUAUAUCUGAGAACUUCAAUUGAACGACAUUAUCUCUCUCAUCCUAUGUGCGCCCUGGUGGUCCCAAUAGAGAUUGCCAUGGCCGUAUUCAGGCGCUUUCGCCCAGACGAUCUGAAUAGGUUCUCAAAGUGCAAUUUGGAUAGUCUGGUGGAGACGUACGAAGUCGGCUUCUAUCUUCAAUACCAUGCCAAAUGGCCGUCGCUAUUCCAGGUGUGCGAGGACAACCAGGGCAACAUAAUCGGAUACAUCAUGGGCAAGGUUGAAUCGUCACCUGAUGCAUACAAGCGUUCCGAGCACUAUCUGCCGUGGCACGCCCAUAUUACCGCAUUUACCGUUGCUUCGGAAGCACGCAGGCUCGGCAUCGGUAAGAUCCUUGCUGAGCAGGUGGAAACAGCAGCGGACGCGAGGAAUGCCUGGUUUGUCGACUUGUUUGUGCGUCGCAGCAACGAGGUCGCCAUUGCAUUUUACAAAAGUGCGGGGUACAGUGUUUUUCGCGUGGUCAAGGACUAUUACAUCGAUCACGCCACCGAUCCAACAAAGGCGACGGAAGAUGCUUUGGAUAUGCGCAAGCCGUUAAAGAGAGACGCAGAUCGGCAGCAUAUUAGAAAAGAUGGCGAAAGAUAUGAAGUAUCGCGGGAUGAUGUAUGGUAA
This is a messenger RNA of Cordyceps militaris CM01, 711 nucleotides long. RefSeq names its product N-acetyltransferase 5. Gene Ontology annotation, cellular component: NatB complex. NCBI's taxonomy places the organism in Eukaryota, Fungi, Ascomycota, Sordariomycetes, Hypocreales, Cordycipitaceae. The coding region runs from base 1 to 711 and encodes 236 amino acids. The record is from RefSeq and is a predicted model, not a curated record. Gene Ontology annotation, biological process: N-terminal peptidyl-methionine acetylation. Gene Ontology annotation, molecular function: protein-N-terminal amino-acid acetyltransferase activity. The transcript has 2 exons.